Messenger RNA from Mucor velutinosus, 663 nucleotides. Its product is annotated as Antagonist of MEN (Mitotic Exit Network). The record is from RefSeq and is a predicted model, not a curated record. The transcript has a single exon. The coding region runs from base 1 to 663 and encodes 220 amino acids. Lineage: Eukaryota; Fungi; Mucoromycota; Mucoromycetes; Mucorales; Mucoraceae.
AUGAGCACUUUGAUUCUUGAUGCUGAUCCUAACGACGAUUUACUAUUCUUAAAUGAGAACCAAGUGCUUCGAUAUGCUUCGCCGUUUGCUAUGGAUGACCUCUAUCUCAAUAAUAUCAACAACAUCUCGCCAAAUGAAAGCCAUUUGUCAGAAUUCUCAAGCGAAGAAGACGAAGAUUUUGAUUUCAAAAUGUUACAGCCUCAAGCACCUCCACCUUCGCCGCAAGCAAAGCCCAUGUUGGACAUCUUGUUUUCUGAAAAACUAAACGCAUCAUUAGAAGCAUGCAUGGUCAAUAACAAGAAUCACAAUCUGGAUCCUACGAGUGCUACGAAUACAGCGACCAUUUACUCUAAUCAUUUAGAACAGCAUGCGCAAACAUUAGAUAAACUACUGCGCAAAACGAUAAAAGAUGAAAAACACAAUAGCUUCAAAAGAAGCACCAAACAAAAGAGGAAUACAUCGGCGUAUGCACAGCACCUCCGAAAGAGCAGCAUCUCUAAAGAAUCCUCAUGCCGCUGGCAAGAUAGAGCUCAAAACCAAAAACUACAGCACGUAGCCAAGGCAACUGAAUACACUGACAAACUAAAGAAGGCGUUCUUGAGACAUCAGCAAUCAUUAGAAGAAGAGGAUAUUGUUAAUGAACUGAGAGAUAUGGGUUUAUAA